Molecule: messenger RNA, 369 nt
Organism: Fomitopsis serialis
Lineage: Eukaryota; Fungi; Basidiomycota; Agaricomycetes; Polyporales; Fomitopsidaceae
Exons: 3
Coding region: 1-369 (122 amino acids)
Biological process (GO): mitochondrial translation
Cellular component (GO): mitochondrial large ribosomal subunit
Molecular function (GO): structural constituent of ribosome
Source: RefSeq, a predicted model, not a curated record
AUGGCCACCAGCUCCAAGUUUGCUCCUGCUGCUCGACCGCUGCUGCGAGGGCAGCUUUCAUCCCGGCCUGCGAACGGGCACGUUGCCUUCAUUCCACAGGAACUCGCUCGCGCAAACCCUCACGUCGAGUUCGUGGUAAAGCAACGGACACAGAGGGAGCCCAUCAUUCGAGGAUUCUAUCUUAAUGACCGAGAUAAAGUCAUCCCGCUGAAGGAUUUCGAAGUCACCGGUAUCCAGCAGAAAGUGAAACUUCUGCUCGACUCGUCAGGCGCGAAGAUCAAACCGCUCAAGAGACGCACUGUCGAGAGUACGACAGAGGCAGCGAGGGGCAUCUGGAGCGGUCUUCAUGACCAACCCUUCAAAAUAUAA